AUGGCCAUGCCGCCGACGGCUCAGCAAAUUAAGAAUUUCUUCCAAAAUGAAGACUCCUCAAACGUUGAUGCCAUCGGAAACGCUAUUGCAUUCUUAGUCGAGGAGCAGAACAAGCAGAGGCGGGACCGGGUGGGGAAGCUCCCCGACACGGAGCUGGAUCCAGUUCACGAUGAGCUGCUUCUGGCAUUGACGGUCGUGGAGAGUCUCUCGCGGAGGCCUCCAGGCCCCUCCAUCGAGACCACCCCGCACCUGCUUGCAGCAGCCUCGAGGGCGCGGCUCCGCAUUAACGCCGGUGAGACACCCUCCCCGCGGAGGCCCCCCUUCAGUGGCUGGGAGUUGACGACCUUCUUCACGGGCCUGGCCAGCUCGGGCCUUGGCGUGUACCUUCAGCGGCUCGUUCAAGGCGACGCCCGGCAAGGGUUAUGGCGUGGGGGCUGCUUGGGGGCAGGUGACGAACAACCUGGGCACCUGGUUUAUGGGAGCGGCGAUGAGCAAGUACGGGCAGCGCGCCCGCCACAUACUCUGAUGAGCCUUAGCAAGCUAGGGGGAGAGCUAGCAAGGCAUAACUGA
This is a messenger RNA of Klebsormidium nitens, 570 nucleotides long. NCBI's taxonomy places the organism in Eukaryota, Viridiplantae, Streptophyta, Klebsormidiophyceae, Klebsormidiales, Klebsormidiaceae. The record is from the annotation of a GenBank genome assembly.